Xyrauchen texanus (razorback sucker) is the source of this 3523-nucleotide messenger RNA. Its product is annotated as actin filament-associated protein 1-like 2. Gene Ontology annotation, molecular function: SH2 domain binding; SH3 domain binding. The coding region runs from base 268 to 2907 and encodes 879 amino acids. NCBI's taxonomy places the organism in Eukaryota, Metazoa, Chordata, Actinopteri, Cypriniformes, Catostomidae. The record is from RefSeq and is a predicted model, not a curated record. Gene Ontology annotation, biological process: regulation of interleukin-6 production; positive regulation of DNA-templated transcription; positive regulation of interleukin-8 production. The transcript is spliced from 20 exons. Gene Ontology annotation, cellular component: cytosol.
GCAAUGCUGGAAUUAAAUUCAAGAUAUUCAAGUAAGUCCGCCCAUGAUUUGACGUUGUGUUUUGAGCAGCAGUGAUGUGCGCCAGAGGAGGCGCGGCAGUCGCGCGACAGUCCGAGCGGCAUCUGAAUGCUCUGUUGAAGAGGAGAGCAUAACAUUACAUCAAAACAGCCUGAGGAAUCGGGAAGUUUCUGUAAAACCUGCCUCCGGACUGACCUGCUUCAAAUAAAGACUGCUGACAUACGGGGAAGUGUUCUUCACGUGUGGACAAUGGAUAAACCCAAAGUGCUGGAGCAGCUGUUGGAGCAGCUGCAGAGGUUCCUGAAGAACCUGGAUGAAGAAAAGCUGAGUGGAAAUGCCACUGUACAGAAGGGCAUGCUGACGGAGCUUCUGCAAUCUUACAAGUCUUCCAAUGGAGGAGAUGAAGAAUACAUCUAUAUGAAUAAGGUCAUCGUGACAGGUCAAAGCCUUGCCAAAAUAGACAGAGAUUAUAGAUCAGAAGCAGAGGCCAACGGAGAACCAGGUAAACACAUGCUAAUCCCUGUGAAGAACCCACCAGAACCUCCUCCUCCCAGACCAUGUAACCUAGGAAGGGAGCCUUUUCCUCUACCACCAACUCCAGCUCCAGCAUCUAUUGAGAGUGAAGGAUACUAUGAAGAGGCUCAACCCUAUGACUCAACCGUCAAUGAUUUUGGUUGCUUUGCCAUCAUCACAGGGACCAGGAAUCGCAUAGAAGCUUCACACAAUGUGGUCUAUUCUGUGAUUUCUCAGGAAGACAUAGAAGCAGUGAGCAGUUCAUAUGAGUCGUAUGAUGAGGAAGAAUUGAUUAAAGGCAAGUCGACAGCCCAGCACCAUUGGCCAUCCACAGAGGCGUCCAUCGAGCUAAUGAAGGAUGCCCGGAUCUGUGCUUUCCUCUGGAGGAAAAAGUGGCUUGGUCAGUGGGCCAAACAGCUGUGUGUCAUUCGAGAACAUCGUCUCCUGUGCUACAAAAGCUCAAAGGAUCAGACACCACUGCUGGACAUCAGUCUGCUGGGCUGCAGUGUCGUCUACAAAGAGAAACAAGCAAAGAGGAAAGAACACAAGCUGAAAAUAACUCCACUGGGUGGAGAAGCUAUCGUCCUGGGACUGCAGAGCAAAGAUCAGGCAGAACAAUGGCUGAAGGUGAUUCAGGAAAUUAGUCCUAAAAACAGUGCGGGAUCUGAUGUAACUGAUUCCCCAACACUCAGCUGUACUAAGGGUGAACAGACCGAGAGGUACUCAGUGGCAUCUGAAAGUGGGAGCAGCACAGACAGUCACACAGAGAACCUGGAGAACAAAGAUGUUAAGAAGAAGUACGGCAAGUUUAGUAACCUUAUAAACAUUGGGAAAAAAAAGGUUUCCUCUUUGGAGUCCCCUGACAAGACAGUGGAUGCAUCAGGCUACAUUAAUGUCCUUGUAAACACCCAAUGGCGAAGCCGGUGGUGCUCCGUAAAGAACAGGCAGCUUUGGAUCUACAAUGACAAAAGUAAAAGCAAAGUGGCCCAGCAGCCAGUGCCUCUAGAAGGGUGCAUGGUCCUGCCAGACCCCAGUCCCGAGCACCUGUAUUCAUUCCGUAUUCAGAUGGACGGAGAGGAGCUUGCAGCCUUAGAAGCUAAAUCCUCAGCUGAUAUGGGCCACUGGCUGGGGCUCAUACUUUCGCAGACCGGGACAAAAACAGACCCAGAAGAUCUCACCUACAACUAUGUAAACUCCGAGAGGUUAUCCAGUAUUAUCAAUGCUGCCAAGACAUCCAUGUAUCUAAUGCAGAGGAGGUACUCUGAGCCCAAUACGUAUACAGACAGCCCUCCAUCAGACCGUAGUGCCUGCGAUGACUUAUAUGAUGAUGUGGCAUCCAUAGGGAAUGAACAGGAGGAGGUUCAAGAGGAUCAAAAUGGCAGCGGUGAGAUGACAGCAAGUGCUGAUCAUAACGGAAAGGACAAAUUUUAUCUGGAUCUGAUCCCGGUUCGCUCUUUUCUGCACACAAGUUCAGGCAGAGUGUCACCCCAGAUGUCCAACUCUCCACAGACUGAGACCAGUCCAUCAGCUGUUCCACAUGAAGAGCAGCAGCACCCUGAGCCUGUAUAUGAAACCUCAUUACCAAGCAGCACAGAGCAACUUGAUCCUCCACCUCUUGCCCCAAGAGUAGACGCAGACCCAACUCCAUCCCCCAAUGUACACGUCCAGUCUCAAAGAAUCAGUUUCCUUGGUCAGGAAGUCCAGAAGAAGGCAUCUCCCACCUCACCACCAUCCCAAAUCCAAUCUCAAACAUCUGCACAUACUCCUCAGAGUCCACCAACCUCCAGAGGAAGAGCAGCCAGCACGGAUAGACUUCUUGAUAGACUCAAGUUCUCUCCAGCAGCAAGCUCAGGGCCAGUCGAGGUGAAGUUAGGGAAGAACAGAACAGAGGCCGACGUGCAUCGUUACACUGAUGACAGGGAUCGGUUGGAACGAGAGAGAGAGGAGGUGAAGAACACUCUCGCCACACUGAGGAAAGACAGACGGGAGGUGAAAGAGGAACUGAGCUCCUGCCAAGACCCGAACCAGCAGGCCUCUCUGGAGGCACGCCUGAAGCAGAUGGAGGAGACAUGUCGUGAGGCGGAGCACCGGCGAGUGGAGGUGGAGCUUAGUCUGGUGGAGGUGAAGGAGAAUUUGAGAAAGGUGGAAGCUGGACCUUUUACACUGGGCACCACAGUAGAUAGCAGUCUGCUGGACACUUCAACGCCCAAGGCAGCGCCUGUCUUCACCCCUGCUCCAAAUACAACCACGAAUAAUGGAGAUUCACCUGUCAACUCUGCCACAGCGCUGAAGAACAGACCCAUGUCCAUCAUGGCAUCCAGCAAAGGAAAUGUUCUGCAGAAGGCCAAGGAAUGGGAGAAAAAAUCCACAACCUAGUGGAUGGGAAUGAAAAGAGCAAAUUGACUUUUUAGCCAAAGCUCAAAUGACUGCUAAAGCAACUGCUUCAUGCAGGUUGGGAGAGAGGGUGUGUCCAGUGGUCUGCAGGCUCCACCCCUCUGAAACCACACCCUCCCCCAUACCUUCUAUUCUGCAAUCAAGAGGCUGAAACUGCACUGGGUACUGUGCAUGCAGGCAGCUGAUCCAAUACAAGUUCCCCAUGAUUCCCUGGCAAAUAAUGCCACUGGACAAUGAUAGAUUUUAAAUCUAUUUUAUGUUAGAAAAAGGGAGGGAUUUAACAAGUUUAUAUGUUUAUACAGUGGUGUGCACAUUACAUGAUGGAUGUUUCUGAAGCUUUAGAAUAGACCAAAAAAAGAGCUUGGAAGAGCAAUGAAAACCACUAUUUUUAGAUUAAUACAUGGAAUCUAAAAUCACAGUGAAGACCAUAAAAUCAGCCAUUUGGUACAUUGUAGCUUGGUUCAUGUAUACUGGUAGCCAAGAUGUGAAUAUACACAUAUAUUACAUAUCCAUUCAGUGUUGUUUUAAUUUGUUACUGUAUGCUAGCUGAAACAUGCAAAACUUUUUAUUCAAUAAAAGUUUGAACUCACAAAUAUGC